Messenger RNA from Acipenser ruthenus (sterlet), 3966 nucleotides. RefSeq names its product 43 kDa receptor-associated protein of the synapse. The record is from RefSeq and is a predicted model, not a curated record. The transcript has 8 exons. Gene Ontology annotation, cellular component: synapse. Gene Ontology annotation, biological process: chemical synaptic transmission. NCBI's taxonomy places the organism in Eukaryota, Metazoa, Chordata, Actinopteri, Acipenseriformes, Acipenseridae. Bases 547 to 1806 code for a protein of 419 amino acids. Gene Ontology annotation, molecular function: protein-membrane adaptor activity; acetylcholine receptor binding.
GGCCAGUCAUUAAGGAAGCGUCUCUUGUGAGCGAGAGCCAAAGAGCAGCCGUCCACCUCUCCAGUUUCAGGGUUUCAAUUUGGGAUACGAUGUGCUUUCAGGCCCCCCAGUCUCAGAUCCAUGGAUUUCAGUCAGGAGCUGAAAGGAUUUAAACAGCUUUCACCAUUUAUUUCUUUUUCUACAGCUUUUUGAUGUAUAUUUAUUGAUCUGUUUAUUUAGUAUUGUUUCUACAAGAGCACUGCCUCUCCUCUCUCUCUCUCUCUCUCACUCCAUGGUAGUUUUCCUGAUCUGUGUAUAACGUUUGUUUUUGAAGAUCUUGAACGAGUUGCACACAUGUUUUUUUUGGGACUUUCUUUUUAAUACUUUUUUACCCCUUUGUUUUUAUACUUUCAAAUCAUGCGUUUUGAAGUCAUGUAGUGGACAGGGGGUGGUUAUUUUAUUUUCAGUAGUUUUUACUUGGAAUGUCCCUGGAGCUUGAAGGAAUGUGUGCUGUACGCAGCUGAAAGUUUUGAUGCAAACGGAAUUCUGUAUCUUGCGAGGAGUUUUAUGAGGCGCUUUGGAGUGGAAAUGGGCCAGGACCAAACCAAGCAGCAGAUUGAGAAGGGGCUCCGUCUCUACCAGUCCAACCAUACCGACAAGGCACUCCACAUCUGGUUCAAGGUGCUGGAAAAGACCUCGGACCCCGGAGGGAAGUUCAGGGUCCUGGGCUGUCUGAUCACUGCCCACUCCGAGAUGGGCAAAUACAAGGAUAUGCUCAAGUACGCGUUGACCCAGAUAGACACGGCCCGUGAGAUGGAGGACCCAGACUACCUGACCGAGGGCUACCUGAACCUGGCACGCAGCAACGAGAAGCUCUGUGACUUCCAGAAGACCAUCUCCUACUGCAAGACCUGUCUGAACAUGCAGGGCACCACCACCAGCCUGCUGCUCAACGGGCAGGUGUGCCUCAGCAUGGGCAACGCCUUCCUGGGAAUGAGUGUCUUCCAAAAAGCGCUGGAGAACUACGAGAAGGGCCUGCGCUACGCACACAACAACGAUGACAAGAUGCUGGAGUGCAGGGUCUGCUGCAGCCUGGGGAACUUCUACACCCAGCUCAAGGACUAUGAAAAGGCGCUGUUCUUCCCUUGUAAAGCUGCAGAGCUCGUGAAUGACUACGGAAAGGGCUGGAGUUUGAAGUAUCGGGCGAUGAGCCAGUAUCACAUGGCAGUGGCUUACAGGAAGCUGGGACGCCUGCCGGACGCGAUGGACUGCUGUGAGGAAUCAAUGAAGAUCGCCCUGCAGCAUGGUGAUCGGCCACUCCAGUCUCUUUGCUUGUUGUGCUUCGCUGACAUACACCGGAGCAGAAACGAUGUGGAGAAAGCAUUCCCUCGCUAUGAGUCUUCCAUGUGUAUAAUGACUGAAACCGGCAAUCGGCUUGGACAGGUGCACGUCUACCUGGGCGUGGCGAAGUGCUGGCUUAUACAGAAGGAGCUGGACAAGGCUCUAGACACUGUUCAGAGGGCACAAGAGUUAGCAGAAGGUUUGGGAAAUAAGCUGUGCAUCCUGAAGGCUCACUGCCUGAACGAGGGCAUCUUCCGCUCCAAGGAGCAGCAGACAUUGCUGCGGGAGCAGGUGGUGAAGUUCCACGAGUGCGUGGAGGAGAUGGAGCUGUACUGCGGGAUGUGCGGGGAGUCCAUUGGGGAGAAGAACCACCAGCUUCAGGCGCUGCCCUGCUCACACGUCUUCCACUUAAAAUGCCUACAGUCCAACGGGACACGGGGCUGCCCAAACUGUCGGCGAUCGUCUGUGAAACCCGGCUAUGUGUGAUGGGGUCGUGCUCCCUGGGCUGCGGACACACGAGACUGAAGGCCCUCUGAUUGGGCAGGACUCGGACGCUGACUCUCGAUUGAACUGGAAGAACGGAGCCGUACAGGUAAACAGGCUCUGUGAUGGCAAAAGAGGGGCGUCUUCUUUCCAAGGCAAACAGAGAAUUCAAUUACAAGAUGGAAGCAGAGCAUAAACAACAACCAGACAGCUGUGACUACACUGGAAUUCAAAAAAAAAAGUUUUAUCGUAUGUUCUAGCAGUUGGGAUCAGUGUUCAAAGGGGGAUAAAGCUUUGGGACAGCAUGUCUAUGUUUUAUUGUGUAUUUGAUUUAAAAGAUGGUUCGACUCGUUUUGCCGGACAGUGUGAUCUACAGGGGUGGGAGAAACAUUGUUUCUCGACUUCACAUUCCCAGAUUCUCACGCCGGAUUGAGUAGCACAGAUUUCAUUUCAGAAUGGACGCCUUUACUGUAACAUGGCUACAGUAAACAUGCAAACACACAUGUUUUACAAAGGAAAACACGGGAUGGGGUUAUUUAUUUUAUUGAUGGUCUCUGUAAACGUGAAAAAAAUGACCCAUAAGAUACAACUACUCCUUUUGAAUCCUCUUAGAUGUGGUUUUGUCUUUUUACAGUCGUUAGGUACAGCAGGACUAAUUAUAAUUAGCAUACUUUGGAUUUGAUGUUACUGAAUGUGUAAAUAUAUAAAGCAGUUCCUUCAGAACAAUUAGAUGUUGAUGAGACUGAUCUGUUGUUUUUGUUGUUCCAUUUUAUAAAACAUCUCUAAAAAAACAUUGAUAAUUGUGUUCAUUUUAAAUAUUGUUGAUAAUGAACUGUAUGGUUUGGGUUAUUUCUGGUACAAGACGACCUCUAUAGUAUGUGGUUUAAAAUAUGAUCAAUAUUCUAUUUUAUUUAGUUUUUCAGUUUUUAUAUUUUCAUAAUGUUUAAACAAAGAAAACCUAUUAUGAAUAAUUUAUCGUCUAAAAUACCUUUCUCACAAUUCAAAACUGAAUUGUGUUGUCUUAGCAUUUAUGUUAAUAGAUUUUCAUUCUCUGCAUGCACCCCUUUAUAUUUGAUAUGGUGUUGUACAAUCUUUGGCAGCUGACUUGCUUUGAACAGGUGGUCUCUUAACCCCUUAAGGUACACAAGGAAUUGAGUGGCUGUUCAAAUGGUUUCUUCUUAAAAUUGAGAGAGACUCAACAAGUAUCAUGAGGAGGAAAGUGACAAUUUGGAUGACCAGAUCCAACUUGUCAGUAAAUUAUUUUAUUUGUGGGACACAUAUGUGCCUUGUACCUUGGUUGAUAGAUAGCGCUUGCUUCCCUUCACAAAAAUGUUCCAGUCAAUUUUGGAAAAAAUAUUAUUACACACAACAGAGAAUAUAUGGAGCACUUUUAUUUAUUUUAAAAAACAAUUAAAACAUAAUAACACCUGUGCCUUCUGCCAGUUGUUGUCAAUUCAAUGCUUGUCUUCUUUCUAUUCCUUAAGGAUAUUAUCUUCAAGUAUUUCUCAUCCUUGUUAGACAGCUUUUUGGGGUCUUCCAGUCCUGGGUUUGUUAAUUACAGAUGAUGUUUCUCUGUACUUGUUGAUUAUGCUUCGGAUACCACACCUUGAAAAUCAAGUGAUGCAAGCUAUUUCACUCAAUGUUUUUCCUUCUUUAUGCGAGUCAAGGCUGUUAUAAUAGUAGAAAACACUAGUGGAGGCUUUGAGUAAAUUGCUGAUGCUCAUAAUGCAUCAGAGUAGAAAAAUGCAACAUGUCUAAGACUUUUGCACAGCAGUAUGUAUAUAUACUGUGGACUGAAGGAGAAGCAUUGGUGGGAGGUUUUAAUCAAUGACAUCAUUUGGACUGUAGGAGGCGCUCAGCUCCUAUUGGCCCACAGAGACAAUGGAGAGCAUGUUGAGUGGCACUUCAAGCUACCAAACGGCAGUGCUUUCUCAUUGGCCAGUACCUUUUCUCCCCCAUCACUGUUUGACUAUACUGUAUAACCACCCUGUUAGGUUCCUAUGCAGUUUUUGUGUCAGACCAAUCAACUUGAAUAAACCCUAACCAUUAAAAAAAGAUAUACAGUACAGCUUAGAUUCUGCUCAUUGGAGUACAAAUGUGUGCUAUGCUUAUGUCAUAUCUAAUGUGAUGAAAAAUAAAUAAAUAAAAAUAAUCAUGUUUAAA